Messenger RNA from Exophiala viscosa, 1369 nucleotides. RefSeq lists its product as uncharacterized. The coding region runs from base 198 to 1232 and encodes 344 amino acids. NCBI's taxonomy places the organism in Eukaryota, Fungi, Ascomycota, Eurotiomycetes, Chaetothyriales, Herpotrichiellaceae. Gene Ontology annotation, molecular function: protein binding. Gene Ontology annotation, biological process: protein insertion into ER membrane. Gene Ontology annotation, cellular component: TRC complex; cytosol. The transcript has 4 exons. The record is from RefSeq and is a predicted model, not a curated record.
CGUGCUGAUCACACCAAUCCAGUCUACGUUCGCGAGGCCAAAGAAUUGGCUGAAGGGCGCAAGGCUGCCACGCUCCUUAAGUAAAACAUGACGUCGGUCUAUGUUCUCCAGCUCCAACCUGCGGCACGAUUGAUCUACUCAGUUCUGUUCUCGGCUUCUGUUCCUGGGUGUCUUGCAUCCCAUAGUCUUCUUGCACCAUGUCCGCGAAAAUAGCAAAGACGAUUGCUCGGCAGAAGGAGAAGAUCGCCGAGGGCAACUUCUAUGAAGCCCAUCAACAAUUGCGAGUCAUUACUGCACGGUACCUCAAAGCCCAGGACUAUACAUCGGCAUGCGACGUGUUGUACAAUGGCAGCCUGUUAUUGCUAAGGGCCGGCCAAGGCGGAUCAGGCGGCGAUUUGGCGUUGAUGUUGUUGAACGAUGUCUAUACGAAAGGCGAGUGGGCGUGUACGGACGAGAAUAGAAAGAGGUUGUUGGAGAUAUUGAGGGCGUUUCCCCCGGAGGAACCGACGAGGAAGAGAUUUGUUAGUGAGACGGUGGCUUGGAGUGGGAAGUUUGGCGAUGUGGAGAGGGGGAAUGCGGUGAUUCAUGCUGAGGUUGGGAAGAUGUUUGCUGAAGAGGGCGAAGUCUACGACGCAGAACGACAUCUGAUCUUGGGCACGGCCGAUUCUGCACCAAUUCUCGCAACACUGCAUUACACAUGGUACGCUCUCGACCAGCCUCACCUCGCGCCGAUCUACGCUUCGCGAUCGGUCCUGCCAUACCUGCUCGUUGGAGAUCUCGCGUCUGCGAACCGCGCGUUGUCGACGUUCACAUCGCACCUCACCACAUCCAAUCCUGCGCUGCUGGCGAUGUCGCAGCCUAUCGAGUCGAGCAAGUCCGGGCUUACUGUGCGCGUGUUCCCAUCGAUUCCGCUGCUGAAUUUUCUGGGAUUGUUACUUCUUGCCGCGCAGAAGGGCGAUUCAAGCUUGUUCAGACAAUUGGCAAAGUACUAUGCGCCGCAUCUUAAAGAUGCCGAGGGUCUGUGGGGUGAUGCGCUGGCAAAUAUCGGUGAAGUGUGGUUUGGUAUCAGGAUGCCUAGGCAGGGUGGAAACCCGUUGUUUGAUAUGAUGGGGAGUAUGCUCUUCGGUGGUGGAGGCGGAGGGCAGCAGUCGACGCCGAGGUCGGGCACGCCCAAGGUUCAAGCGCCUGCGAAGAAGGAGAUUGAGAAGCCGCCCACGAUGGAUCUAGACUGAGUACAGCGCAUGACGGGCAGGGAGAAGAUUUCAUGAAUGAUAUGACGAGCAACACUCGACUUGGAAGGAAGGCAUUUGUCAGAGCGUGCGUGGUUGCGCCACAAUGCGUAUCACAUUGACUGGGAUUUGACCUGGUC